Astyanax mexicanus (Mexican tetra) is the source of this 675-nucleotide messenger RNA. RefSeq lists its product as uncharacterized. The coding region runs from base 95 to 421 and encodes 108 amino acids. NCBI's taxonomy places the organism in Eukaryota, Metazoa, Chordata, Actinopteri, Characiformes, Acestrorhamphidae. The transcript has 5 exons. The record is from RefSeq and is a predicted model, not a curated record.
CCCACCCCGUCACACACUUCUCCUACUGACCUGCACCUUCAACACACACUCCUUCAGCCCUGCGCACUUCUGGAGUAACGUAUCAGGUGGGAACAUGAUGACCAUAGUGUUUCUGCUGGCCCUCCUGGGAGGGGUGUUCACGGCUCCGUUUGUGAAUGAAGAACAGGCCAAGAAGUUCAUUCGUCAGAAGAGACAAACCGGCUACUGGGACCCAAACCACUCCCAGAACAUGUGGGGCUACACCAUUCAGGAGCAGGCUAAUGAAUACUGGACUGCUCUGAGAACAGAUGCUCAGUAUUAUAUGGACAUGGGUAACCUGAUGUUCGACCGCUCCAUGGCUGAUGAGAAUAAUCGGCUGUAUAUGGAGAUGCUGAGGAACGCCAGAGCUCAUCUCGAUGCUCAGACAGGAAGAAGCCGAUAGAUCUGGCCAGUCCAGCCAUGAAAAUGACGAAGAUGAUGAAGAAGAUGAUCUGAUACCAGCAGAGACUGGGAGCUCCAGAGAGUCACACUGGACAGAGAUCAGGGAUGGACUUUCUGUUUAUUAUGUUGUUUAGUAGCUAAAAAUACAUUAUACAAAUAUUAUACCUACUCAUACCUACCCAUAAAGUAUUACCGACUGUAUGGUCAGACGUUUACAUUAAAAAAUUAAAAAAUAAAACAUAGACUCAGCCUGCA